Molecule: messenger RNA, 1744 nt
Organism: Parasteatoda tepidariorum (common house spider)
Lineage: Eukaryota; Metazoa; Arthropoda; Arachnida; Araneae; Theridiidae
Product: prohormone-1
Source: RefSeq, a predicted model, not a curated record
UUUGCUCAACUCUUCUCCUUCUUUCUUGAAGCAGCUUCCAAAAUUUCUUUCUCUUUGACUCAUCGCUAUUAUUUUUCAGAGCAGUUUGAUAAUCGUCAUUCUUCUUUGAUUCUCUUCCUUUCUCUAUCGCCUUUCUCUUGAAGGCUUUAUUUGCUAUUCUCUCUUCAACAAAUAUAAAAAAUGAAAUAUUAUCUAAAAAUUGCAACUCUUGUGAUGAUGGCCCUGGCUGUCCUGACAGUAGCGGUGAGAGCCAAAAAUAUUGGACAACAAGAGCGAAUCUUCUAUCCUUCACAGUUGGAUGUGGUUGAUGAUGAUGGAUCUUAUGAUAAUGCUCUUCUAAACUUCCUGUUUGCCCGCCAAAUGGUAAACCGACUCCGAAAUAACUUGGACGUCAAUGACCUCCAGAGGAAACGAUCUUACUGGAAGCAGUGUGCAUUCAAUGCGGUUUCUUGUUUCGGGAAAAAAUAAACGUCUGAAAAAUCCUGAAAACAAUAUUGUUUAUAAAUAUUAUAAUUAACUCUCAUUAAUUAUGCCUGUGUAAUUUAGAAUAGAACUUUACAAAUAUGUAAUUCUAUCUGUAACUAUAUGUAAAUCAUUUUUCAUUGUCUUUUGACUGUUUGAUGAUUUGAUUUAGUUAUUUAAUCUUAAAGUACCAUCCACAAUAUCACACAAUUCACAGUUUUCAUCGCAGAAAAAAAUAUUACAUUUAUAUCGAGGUAUAAAUUCAUUUUGAAUAUGAAUUUCGGUCGUAGUUUUAAUCGAAUACUUUGAAUGUAUUAAAAUACAGAAAUAUAUAAUUGAUUUAAAAAUUUCAACUAUAGUACUUUUGGAAUAAAAUAAUGAUAAUGAUAAUCAAACAAUCACUGUGUUAAUAUUCUUAAUCAUAUCACCUUAUUAUUCAGAUUCUUAUCAGCGUCAAUAUAUUAUUAUUAUUAUUAUAACAAUAUUUUUAAUUGUUAUCAAAGUCUUCACAAAUUUUAAUACUUUUAGUGCAAGCAAUACAUUGUAUUUACAUAAUACCAGCAAGAUAAAAAAAAAUAUGCUUACGUAGGCUAAUUUUGAGUUUAUUUUGAAUUACUUUACUUACUAUAACUUUUCGCUCAUUUUUUAUAUGGUAAUAUUUCAAAAUUUAACUUUGUUUUUUAAAAGUUAAAAUUCAUCUUUGCAACCUUUUAUUAAAAUGUAAUUUUUUAAAAAAAAACGAAAGUUCAAAACUAUACAAUUUACUUUUUAUAUUAAUUUCAAAUUGGUACCAGCUCACAAAAAUUGCACUCAGACUAAGAUUGAAGUUUAAAUAGUAAAUGAAUUUUCAGCAAAAGAAUUAUACAAAUAAUAGAAACAAAACCUUCAUAAUUUUUUUUCAAAAAAUUAGACAAGGAGAUUUUAAUUACUUGAUGUUAUAAUCAAUUAUGUUUUGUAUGAUAUUAAAUAAUUAGCAAAUUACUCAGAAUUACAGCAUAACUCUGUUGUACUGUAAAUUCCCUUCAAUAAAUUUUCUUUCAAUGGACACCAAAUUGUUAAUUUAAAGAUUAAUGUUACAAAUUACAUGGUUAAAGUUAUUUUAAUUAAAAGUUGUCUUCAAUGAAAUAACUUGGUUGCAUUAAUUGAUUAUAUUAUAUGAAUUCAUAGUUAUUCAAGAAAAGAUUUUAAAUGAAUACUAUUAAGUUAUUUAUAUAUACUGUAAACGAUUUGUCUUAUCAUUUUUCUGCUGUCUUAAACUUGAAAUAAAUGAUUUAUCGCAAAA